Nicotiana tabacum (common tobacco) is the source of this 726-nucleotide messenger RNA. The record is from RefSeq and is a predicted model, not a curated record. NCBI's taxonomy places the organism in Eukaryota, Viridiplantae, Streptophyta, Magnoliopsida, Solanales, Solanaceae.
UUCUCAAUUUCUAAAAAGCAACAUUUUCCUGGAAAAGUUGAAGGAAGGUAAUAUCAGGUUGUAAUAGACUUAGGUGAAGAAGUGAUUAAUCAAGGUAGUAACUUAAAUCAAACUAAAUUUAGGUAGUGCACUUUCUGUAAGAACUAGAAGACAUGCUCUGUUUUCUAUAUUUCAUCUCACCUUGAUUUGCUGAUCUAUUAUGCCCCGUAUCCUAGUCGGAUCUGGAAUGAAACUUGGCUUGCUGGAUUCUUCUACCAACCAUGCAACUACGAGUUAUUUGUUAAGCAGACUCUUAACAUGGAAAUGGCCAUCGUCAUGGCAAGGGAAGCUGGCGUGGAUUGGAUUAUUCAUCUUGAUACUGAUGAGCUAUUACAUCCAGCUGGAACUAGUGAGUAUUCUUUACGACGUCUUCUGGCAGAUUUACCUGAAGAUGUUGAUAUGGUGGUCUUUCCUAAUUAUGAGUGCAGUGUUGAAAGAGAUGAUGUAAAGGAACCUUUUAGUGAAGUCUCAAUGUUCAAGAAGAAUUACGACCAUCUCCCGAAAGAAACUUACUUUGGAAACUACAAGGAAGCAACCCGCGGUAAUCCUAACUACUUUUUGACUUAUGGAAAUGGAAAAUCAGCUGCACGAGUUCAAGAUCAUCUUCGUCCUAAUGGUGCUCACAGAUGGCACAACUACAUGAAAAGCCCAAAAGAGAUAAAACUGGAUGAGGCUGCUGUUCUGCAU